AUGUCUAAUGACCUGUCGGUGCCCGUCAGCGCCGUUGUGUUACGGGGUGGUUACGGUUGGCUUGCUCUUCUUAUUCAAGUAUGCUUUAUCACGGUUUCCUUGGCUGCUGGCUUGUAUUAUUUGGCAGAGCUUGUAGAGGAGUAUACCGUUAUUACAAAAAAAGUAAUCUGGUGGAUGAUUGUGGUUAUGGCAUAUUUCACUUUGUGUUUGUGGUUAGUGCCAUUUGCUCUCUUUGUUUCACUCUCUGCAAACGAGAAUACACUACCCACAGUUGCAGAGACAAGACCUCUUUUAGAUGAUAAUGAUGUGGUUACAAAUUACUUUUCAAGAAAGAGUAAGAAAUAUGGCCUAUUAUCAUUUUUCAAUUAUGCGAAAGAGUCAAUUUUACCACAGAGAAGCAAGAAGACUUUUUGAAAACUCAAAGCGACAUUGGUGACUAAUGCCAGGAGUGAAAGUGAAAUGUCACGUAUACACUUUUUACCUACGUGCUCAGUGUUGUGUUAUUUAUAAAUAUUUUUUUCCCUGUGGUCUGUGAUUUUAUGAUUGUGAGUGUUCUGGUACUUUUGAGUCCUAUUUAACAGAUAUUGACUGAGAUGUUUGUUUUACCAAAGAUUUAGGAUUGAACCUGAGUUGCCAACAUUAAAUUUUAUAUAUAUAUAUAUAUAUAACUUUUAUAUAUAUAGAAAUUUAAUAAAUUUUAUGUACACUAACUGUAUUGAGUGACUGAGUAAGAAAUUGUAUAGUCUCGUGAAAGAAAUUGCAAUAAUGGAGUGAAAUAUACACUAUUCUAUUUCCCAGGAGAGAAUAAAGAUUUUGUUAAUACUCUGGUAUAGAA
Gryllus bimaculatus (two-spotted cricket) is the source of this 835-nucleotide messenger RNA. NCBI's taxonomy places the organism in Eukaryota, Metazoa, Arthropoda, Insecta, Orthoptera, Gryllidae. The record is from the annotation of a GenBank genome assembly.